This is a messenger RNA of Penicillium verhagenii, 546 nucleotides long. RefSeq lists its product as uncharacterized. Lineage: Eukaryota; Fungi; Ascomycota; Eurotiomycetes; Eurotiales; Aspergillaceae. The record is from RefSeq and is a predicted model, not a curated record. The transcript has 3 exons. The coding region runs from base 1 to 546 and encodes 181 amino acids.
AUGAAGGCCGGUCUUUUUACCUCUGUCUUGGCGUUGGCCUCUAGUGCCUUCGCCGCUCCAUCUGUGGGAAUCAAGCGCAGCCCGUCUGGUGCAUUCGAGCUUAUUGCCUACGGUGUUGCGUCUGAGUACAUCACCAUGUUCUAUUCCGAUGGUCUUGCCUACGCCGGUGACUCCUCCCUCUGGACAUCUGGAAACGUGACCACCGACAUCACCUUCCUUUUCUCUGACAACGAGCUUGCUGCCACCGCCACCACGAGCGGCGUCACUCUCGACUCCGACACCUUGCUCUACGUCCGGCCCACCGCCGAUGAGGUCUUGCCCGUCGGCUUCACUGGCAAUGGCUACACCACACCAUCUGAUGCGUCUUCGGACUCCUUCAUCUGGUACGGCAGCUACUUGAUGUGGGAGGGCACUGGUGGUACUCUUUCGGAUGUUUUCCGCUUGAAGGAGACUUCUGUUUCUGGUGUUUACCAGUUCUACUGGGAUACUUCUAGCUUGGAUCCUUCCGGAUAUCUCAUUCCCACUAUCAAGGACUUGCUUGUUUGA